UGCUCUGAAAACAGAAGAUAGAGGGAGUCUCGGAGCUCGCCAUCUCCAGCGAUCUCUACAUUGGGAAAAAACAUGGAGUCAGCUCCGGCAGCCCCCGACCCCGCCGCCAGCGAGCCGGGCAGCAGCGGCGCGGACGCGGCCGCCGGCUCCAGGGAGACCCCGCUGAACCCGGAAUCCGCCCGCAAGAGCGAGCCGCCCGCCGCGGUGCGCAGGCAGAGCUAUUCCAGCACCAGCAGAGGAGUGUGUCAGCCAGGAGGAGAGGGAAGUCACCAGCCUGCAGUUCAGAGCAGGGUGCUGUCUGUCAGCAGGAAAGUGCUAACAACGUGUGGCCUGCAAGAUCAAAGGAACUCCACAACAGAUGAACUGGAGGAGCUGCGUGGAGGAGGUAUCUCAGUAACAAAGAAGACACAUACAUCUCAAAUUGAAAUUAUUCCAUGCAAGAUCUGUGGAGACAAAUCAUCAGGAAUCCAUUAUGGUGUGAUUACGUGUGAAGGCUGCAAGGGCUUUUUCAGGAGAAGUCAGCAAAGCAAUGCCACCUACUCCUGUCCUCGUCAGAAGAACUGUUUGAUUGAUCGAACCAGCAGAAACCGCUGCCAACACUGUCGACUCCAGAAAUGCCUUGCCGUGGGGAUGUCUCGAGACGCCGUAAAGUUUGGCCGAAUGUCAAAAAAGCAGAGGGACAGCUUGUACGCAGAGGUGCAGAAGCACCGGCUGCAGCAGCAGCAGCGCGACCACCAGCAGCAGCCCGGGGAGGCCGAGCCGCUGACGCCCACCUACAACAUCUCGGCCAAUGGGCUCACGGAGCUUCACGACGACCUCAGCAACUACAUUGAUGGCCACACCCCCGAGGGCAGCAAGGCCGACUCGGCGGUCAGCAGCUUCUACCUGGACAUACAGCCCUCCCCCGACCAGUCGGGUCUGGACAUCAACGGGAUCAAACCGGAACCCAUAUGUGACUACACACCAGCAUCAGGCUUCUUUCCCUACUGCUCCUUCACCAAUGGAGAGACCUCCCCGACCGUGUCCAUGGCAGAAUUAGAACACCUGGCGCAGAAUAUAUCCAAGUCUCAUCUGGAAACCUGCCAGUACUUGAGAGAAGAGCUCCAGCAGAUCACGUGGCAGACCUUUCUGCAGGAGGAGAUCGAGAACUAUCAAAACAAGCAGCGGGAGGUGAUGUGGCAGUUGUGUGCCAUCAAAAUUACAGAAGCUAUACAGUAUGUGGUGGAGUUUGCCAAACGCAUUGAUGGAUUUAUGGAACUGUGUCAAAACGAUCAAAUUGUGCUUCUGAAAGCAGGUUCUCUAGAGGUGGUCUUCAUCAGAAUGUGUCGUGCCUUUGACUCUCAGAACAACUCCGUGUACUUUGACGGGAAGUAUGCUAGCCCCGAAGUCUUCAAAUCCUUAGGUUGUGAAGACUUUAUUAGCUUUGUGUUUGAAUUUGGAAAGAGUUUAUGUUCUAUGCACCUGACUGAAGAUGAAAUUGCAUUAUUUUCUGCAUUUGUCCUGAUGUCGGCAGAUCGCUCAUGGCUGCAGGAGAAGGUAAAGAUUGAAAAACUGCAACAGAAAAUUCAGCUGGCACUUCAGCAUGUCCUACAGAAGAAUCACCGAGAAGACGGAAUCUUAACCAAGCUAAUAUGCAAGGUGUCUACAUUAAGAGCCUUAUGUGGACGACAUACAGAAAAGCUAAUGGCAUUUAAAGCAAUAUACCCAGACAUUGUGCGACUUCACUUUCCUCCAUUAUACAAGGAAUUGUUCACUUCAGAAUUUGAGCCAGCAAUGCAAAUAGAUGGGUAAAUGUAUCACCUAAGCACUCCUAGAAUGUCUGAAGUACAAACCUGAAAACAAACAAACAAACAAAAAAAAAAACAAAAUUAACCGAGACACUUUGUAUGGCCCUGCACAGCCCUGGAGCGCCAACACACUGCACAUCUUUUGGUGAUCGGGGGUCAGGCAAAGGAGGGGAAACCAUGAAAACAAAUAAAAGUUGAACUUGUUUUUCUCAUGCAUAUGAUUUCCAUUAUGCCUACAGAUAUGGACCCUUUUUCUGUCGAGACUUCUCGACCUCGAUGGUCGACCUCUGUUGACAGCAGCAUGAGGGUCCUGAAGUCGGACGAUUUCCUUUUUCUUGUAGCUCACUGCCCAGAGACUUUCUGCAGAGUCACCCAUCUGUCAGUGACAACAGAGAGUCCAGCAAUAAUCGGUGACUGGUGUGCAUAGCGGAGGUUGCGGCAUUACUUUGCACAACUUGCUCUUUGUUUCAUGAAGGAAGUUUUUAUUAUUUUUUUUUCCACCGAUUAUUGCCAAGUCAGCAGGAUGGCAUGAAAAGGGUCCAUGGCACUAGCAACAAUAGCAUUAUAAUAUAUUACAGGGAAAUGGGCAUGAAGACUAUAUAUAGCUCAAAGAGAUAUUGUUUAUAUAUUGUUUUAAUUAAUAUAAAAAUGUAGUUACUGGUGUAGCUUUUCCUGUUGAAUUGAUAAGGCACUUUCAUUUUGCACCUUUUUCUUUAAAUUAAAUGCUAGCGUGUUCACUGUCGUGUCGCAUGUGCACCAGAAACACAAGUUAAACUGAGAAGGCUUGGAAGGUACGUCGGGAGGUAUUUAUGCUGCUGUUUACAAGAGGACUUUUAAAAGACUGGCUGGUCAUAUCUAGAAAUCACCAUGUUAGAGGUUUUUUGUUUUUUGUUUUUUCCCACAUGUAAAAUUUAGAGUUUGAACUCUCCCUAAAUUACACCUCGCUUUUUGGGUAGUUUCAGGACAGAUGUGUUUAUGCUUCAUACAAAGUUGAAUGAUUGCUUGGUGCUGUGGUCUCAUACCCUCAUGCACUUUUUUUUUUUUCCUGGAAAAAAAAAAUGCCAUGUUCUGAAGGCAGUAUAGGGGGGGGCUUGUUUUAUAUAAUUCAGUGGUUAUAAUGACACAGUCUCAAAUUAGAAUUCUCAGUGCUUUGAGAACAAGUCAGUAUUGAGAAUAUUAAUUGGAAUCUAGCUUUUAUUAAAAGAAGGACCCAAAGAUUCUAUCUGGAGCAAACGCACACUCCCCAUGUGAGAACAUGAAGCAUUUUUUUGGAAGGUUUAUGUUCUUGGUCUCAUCAAGCAACCUACGACUAUUGCAGGGGGCAUUAGUUCUAGACUAGUUGUUUCUGAAUGCUACUACUCUCAAAUAUUGCUCUCCAUAUUUUAUAGACAGGGAUAGUAGGGAGGGUGAGGGAGACAUACAACAUUGCUCCAGUUUCUUACUUAAAUAUUAAAUAUCUUCAGCCUUUGAAGUGAAGUUGAUGCUUGCCGCAACCAUGGACUCGUAUUUAUCUUCACUAGAAAACUGUGGACUGUAAUUUAUUUUAUUAAUUAUUUAGAAGAAUGCCAGGCUUUUGUGUUCAGGGGAGAAACAUUGCAUUGUCUUGUUUGUGUGUGUGUGUGUGUGUUUAACAAUCCCAGUGGGAGAAGGAGGAAGAAACAGUCGGAUGAACACGUGUGUGUAUUUUUAAAACAAGUGACUUUUUGGGAAUGUAGGCACUUGGAAGAUGAUGUCAGCCACUCUAGGGUGAUAGUCAAACUAUUGGUACUACAUCAGAGACUAUGCUUGUUAAAGGAAAGAACCUUUCCCAUGGAGUAAAGGUAGCGUUCCUAAGAAGCCCCUUACAUCAGAGAACAGGUCUUGUCUCCCACAAGGGUCCCUCCAGAAUUUUCCACAGGAACCUGCGACUAAUUCCCAGAGCACCUGUUUUUAUCUCCACUGACUUUCUAGCUCAUUUCCUUGAGGGACUUGGGAAAGGGCAAGGAGUUACUCACACAGAGUGUGUAUGAAGUCUAAAAAUCUUUUUUUUUUUUUUUCAAAAAUAUAGUAAGGAUUUAACCAUAAAAAGAAGACAAGAGUAAUAUUUACUUAAAAUUGUUACAGGCAUAUUAAAUUGUGUGUUUAUAUAGAGAGGUGAGCUGUCAGCAUAUAGUAUUUAUAUUUGGGCAAGAAGGGUUAAGUCAAUUUUUUUUAUUUAAUUAAGCAUAGUUCCUUUAAAGAUCAAUAGUAUUUAUACUCAUAAAAGAGUACCAAGCUUAGUUAUUUAUUUGUCCACUUUUUCUCCUAUUGUUUCUCCUUUGAGAGAAGACAAUGGGGUGGGGGUGUUUUGGGUUUUUUUUUUUUUGGUCAGACUCACUAAAUUUGGGGAUGGUUCUAUUGAAGUAUAUUAACUUCUUUUUAACCAAAGCUUUCUGAAUAUGACCAGCCUCAGGUGCUAGUGCGUUAAAGAGCAACUAAACCUAAUUCCAGUGUCCAUUCAUGACAUCAGAAGAGCUAACUGAACUUCUUUAAGGGUGAGAGAGAGCAUAAUGAGGAACUUAGAAGAAUUUUGCAUGGACCUAAUGCAAAAAAAAAAAAAAAAAAAAGUGAUGCUCUAAUCUCAAUAAUAGUCAUGCCGUGGUGACAUUGCUUUGACAGCAACGCACGGUAGAAUAACGUGAUGCUGCUGCUCUGCAUAUCGGAAAGGAAAGCAGGUGGACUUGGAGAGGAGCCGAAUCGUAGAGACAGAGAUGUGCUCGGCAAGGCGAGGGAGCAAUUGACUAUUAUUUGGAUCUAAGAUGGGAUCUGAAGUUGAAAAUUCAGUUGGAAAAAAAAUUGGAAGUCCCAAAAAAAGAUGUGAAAAAAACUCUCCGUUUUUAGUUUCUUCCUUAUUAUGGAAACACCUGUAUGGUGACACAAAAUACUCAGUGGUACCAGAACAAUCAUUCUCAAUAGUUCUUGGAAUCACAUUAUCAUCAGCCAGGCUGCUAGAAUGCCUUUGUACAAUUGUUUUCUCACAUAAGGUAAAUAAGGCUUUUUGUGCAAAGCCCGAAUAACCUUCUGUUAUAAUGGUGUCCAGACGGUUGUACUGUUUUGUGAAAAAAACUGGCCUUGGUCACAAUGAAAACAAAAGUGCAGAUGAAAGUGCUUUUUGGACAGUUUACAAAUUGUGUUAAAGCUAUGGAUAUUUUUAAAGUGUACAGCAUCCUAAUUUGUGUUAAAGCUAUGGAUUUUUUUUUUUUAAGUCUUCAGCAUCCUGAUUCACCCUUCCUAAGUUAAGGAAAACAUGACUUAAGACACUGCUUCUAUGUUUGGUUGUUCUUUAUAGUGGGGAUACCAGAUGUCUGUGAGCGUAUGGGGGUGGGUUUGAGGGUCAGGUGAGGAAGGAGUGCGAGUGUGAGUGUGCGUGCAUUUGCGUAUGGGUGUGUGACGUGUGUGUGUGUGUGUGUGUGUCAGACCGCUUCUAGGCUACUAAGUGUCAAUGGAAAAGAAAAUGUAUUCAAAAUACUUAAAUCAAAACUAGAAGAUGGAAAAAAAAAAGAUUUAUUCUAUUCAAAGCCUUGUCUGGACCACUUUAGAGAGACUUCUAUUUUUUUAACCCUUCUAUAAAUAUUUGAUGGCACUUGAAAUAUUCCUGCAAUAAAAUGUGAUUUGUGUAAAGAAAAAAAAAGAUUUUGUAAUGUGAAACAAAGAAAGAAAGUAAUGUAAUUUUCUAAAAAAAAAAAUACAAACAAACAAACUUUGUAUUAUUUUCUUGAUGGAAUUUGUCUAUCUGUCUUUGGAAAACUUUUUAUUUCAUUGAAUGUGCCAUAGUAGAAAUAUGUGUUUUUAGUUGUAGACUAAGGAAUAGCUAGCAGUUUGUGUUCCGACAUUCCAAAAUGCAAAACCACCUAGUAGAAUCUUUCACGAAAGAGUUUCAGUAGUACGUAAGCUUCUCAUUGUUGCUUUUUUGCACAUGUUCUUCAUUCCUCUCUAGUGCAAUAUGUACAUAGAGCACUUGCGGGUGUACCUUGAUCCCUCAGGGAAAAAAUACAUAUUUGUACAGGUUUUUUUUGUUUUUUUGUUUUUUGUUUUUUGGGGGUUUUUUGCGCCUUUUUGUUUUUGGCUAAGGAAUGUCGAUCGAAUCACUUGUAAUUGUUGAGGGGCAGCCAGAUAAUAAUCCUAAAGCCACUGUUUCAAACAUUGAUUGUUUCAAUCAUCUGUCCUUCCAGUGCUAUUAUUUUAAGAUAAUAAUAAAAAGUUAUUUUCUGACA
Molecule: messenger RNA, 6019 nt
Organism: Oryctolagus cuniculus (rabbit)
Lineage: Eukaryota; Metazoa; Chordata; Mammalia; Lagomorpha; Leporidae
Gene: RORA
Product: RAR related orphan receptor A
Biological process (GO): regulation of transcription by RNA polymerase II; negative regulation of inflammatory response
Cellular component (GO): nucleus
Molecular function (GO): zinc ion binding; RNA polymerase II cis-regulatory region sequence-specific DNA binding; nuclear receptor activity
Source: RefSeq, a predicted model, not a curated record